Molecule: messenger RNA, 1397 nt
Organism: Carassius auratus (goldfish)
Lineage: Eukaryota; Metazoa; Chordata; Actinopteri; Cypriniformes; Cyprinidae
Gene: cd81b
Product: CD81 molecule b
Exons: 8
Coding region: 178-894 (238 amino acids)
Cellular component (GO): plasma membrane
Source: RefSeq, a predicted model, not a curated record
AAAACGGACACCUCUCGUGUUUUUUUUUUUCCUGGCUCAGUGCGUUUAUAUAAACACACGAGGUCGUGGGUAGACUAGUCUCUCAGAGAUCCCGUCAAUCUGAAUAUCGACUCAUAUCCGUCUGUGAAACUUAGGUUCAGUCAUCUUCCUCCAGAGAAACAUCGACGAUAUCAAGCUAUGGCUGUUACCGGCUGCUCUCAGUGCAUCAAAUAUAUGCUCUUCUUCUUAAACUUCAUUUUCUGGCUGGCUGGCGGUGUGAUUUUGGGUGUAGCUCUAUGGCUUCGUCAUGACAGUCAAACCAGCAACCUCCUAAUGCUCCAGCUUGAAGGGAAUCAGGCACCAGGAACCUUUCAUAUCAGUGUGUAUGUUCUCGUAGCAAUCGGGGCUAUUAUGAUGUUUGUGGGGUUCCUGGGUUGUUAUGGAGCUAUUCAGGAAUCUCAGUGUCUCUUAGGAACGUUCUUCACAUGUUUAGUGAUCCUCUUCGCCUGUGAGGUGGCAGCAGGAAUUUGGGGCUUUAUUAACAGGGACACGAUCUCCACUGAGCUCAUUAACUUCUAUGAUGCUGCAUACAUGAAAGCUGUGGAUCCUGUGGAAACGACAUCCAGACAGGCAGCAUCCAAAGUCCUGGCGGUCUUCCAUGACACACUGGAGUGCUGUGGUAAAGGGGAUGAUAAUCAACUUUUCAAAGCUGUCCAGUCCUCUCUGUGUCCCGAAAAGACCGUCCCAGUUGACCCACUCAUCUCUCAGAGUUGUCACAUGAAGUUAAGGGACCUCUUCACUGAGAAGCUCCAUGUCAUUGGAUUGGCCGCCCUAGUGAUUGCUGUCAUUAUGGUUUUUGAGAUGAUCUUCACCAUGGUCCUCUGCUGUGCAAUCCGCAAUGCUCCUGCGUAUUAAGCUGCUGGAUGAUGACCAUCAUGAUGCAUUUCACUUCUCCAUUUCCUCUCUUUUCAAGUUCAAGUGCCACACACUGAACGUUGAUCCCUGUGUCUGUAGAGAGGACUUCCAAUGGCAUCUGAAUACAACACCAAGGGCUUUUAUUAAUAAUAAACCGAUAUCAGGGAGGAGGAUUCAUGUGAUUGACAGUAGUAUGGAUAACAUUGCUUUUAUGUUGUAUUGUUUUACUUUUAUUUAAUCAUUUUAUUAGAUUUAACUCUUGUUUUCUAAAUAAAUCAUUGUGAUGUUUAUUUGGAGAUAAAUGUUUUGAAUCCGUUAUGCAAUGUCAAUUUUGUGUCUUCUGAGAAUACAUAUCAUGCAUUAGACUUUACCAACCCAUAAUAAUGACGUCAUGAUUAUCGAAGGAUAGCCCACAUGAAACAAAUCCAACUUUCAAUGAGCCUGUGGUAUUUUAAUUUUUUGGACACUCAGUUUAUUUCUAAUAAAACUUCUAUUUAAACAAA